Myzus persicae (green peach aphid) is the source of this 1720-nucleotide messenger RNA. RefSeq names its product putative leucine-rich repeat-containing protein DDB_G0290503. The coding region runs from base 222 to 1634 and encodes 470 amino acids. The record is from RefSeq and is a predicted model, not a curated record. Lineage: Eukaryota; Metazoa; Arthropoda; Insecta; Hemiptera; Aphididae. Gene Ontology annotation, cellular component: centriole; centrosome. The transcript has 10 exons. Gene Ontology annotation, biological process: interkinetic nuclear migration; positive regulation of centriole elongation; centrosome cycle.
UAAGUUUUUAACCGUCGUCCACUCGUCCGAUCAUAGACAAGCUUCCUGCUCCGGGAAUCCGGAAAUCGUUUUUAUUUUUCUGCCAUUUUUAGUUUACAGAAAAUGUUUAAAAUAAUUUAACUGUUUAAUACUAAUAAUUAUAAAUACAAUAUAAUUAUAUAAUUAUAAUAAAUUAUGAAGUACAUUUAAUAAUAAAAACAAACACAUUCUGAAACAGAAUCAUGGCAAAUCAACUUCAAGGAUUGGAUUCCAUGAAUAAAAAGAUUAUUUUACAAAUAAACUCAGCCUAUGGAUUUGGUUUGGUCAAAGGAUCUAUUGUAAUUUAUGCAACGUUGAAGGACCAAACAUUACAAACAGCCAUAAUUCCAGUCAAUAAAAAUGAAUUAAAAUUUACUUCAGAUAUUAUAUGGUACAUGGAUAAUGCUACAUUAAAAAAAUUAAAAAUGUCUAAUACAUCUAUAAGAGUUGAGUGCUUUCGUAUUCCAAUCGACAAAUCUAGUUCAAAUGAAAAGCUUGGUUACCUUUUAUUAAAAGUGAAAGGUGCACAAACUUUUAAUCCAACAUCCAAUGAUCGAAUCGAAAAUGUAUCGUACAAAUUAAUAGGAUCAAAAAACUGUAGUUAUGAUCUUAAUUUAUCAUUACGAAUUGAAGAUGUAAAUGAUAAAACACUUGGAAAAUCACCUGAAAAAAUUAAAUACUCAAAGUUGACAAAUAAUAAAAAUAAAAAUGAUGAAAAUGGUUUGAAAAAAAUAAAAGACAACAACAAACAUUUCGAAGAAAGCAUUGAAGGAGAUUUACCAAAUUCUGAUGUUAAUAAUAUUAUGUCAGAACAAAUUGACGUUUCACCGGAAAGACAUGAACACCAAGAUGAAUUACAUUUUGAUGUUCAACAAACAACAAUUGAAGAAUUAGAAGAAUGGAAAGACAAACAAAUGAUAUUGUUUAAUGAAAAGAUGAAAACAAAAGAACAACAACUGUUAAAAGAAUUUAACGAAAAAUGGUUGAAUGAUAGAAAACACAUUGAAGACGAACUUACCUAUGCUAUGUCAAAAUGUAAAGCAUUAGCUAAGGAUUUGGAUGAAAUGUCUGAUAAGUUAAAAGAAAGAGAUGCAAUUGUAACAGCUAAAGAACUAGAAUUAGCCUGUCAAAAAAAAAAUAUGGAUAGGAACUAUAUUGUACUAAUGUCUUCCAAUGGACAAACAAAUAACGAGCUGAGUAAAAAAAUUUUUGAAUUGGAAAAAAAAUUACAUGGAUCAGAAAAUAUUAAUAUGUUACUAAGAAAAGAAAAUGAAAAACUGAAGUAUAAUAGCAAUUGUGGUUUGCAUGUACAAGAAUUAGAAAAUAAAGUUUCAAAUUUGGAGAGUAAACUUGAAGACGCUAAUAAGUCUUGUAUGUUCUUCAAAGAGCGAUGGAUAACAUCUGUGAGAAAAAUAAAUCAAAUGUAUACCAAAUUUCAUGGAACUAAAACUGAUGAUCAUGUACUUAACAAUAAACAAAAUAUUCAAAACAUAUUAACUAACCAAUUAGUAGAACGACAACACGAUGAAGAAAAAUUAAGAACACUGUUAAAUGAUAUAGGUAAAUUACGGCACGAUAUGACCAAUACUAAUUAUUUGGACUUAUAUGAAAAUUAGAAUUAUGUAAAUAAGUAAAUAAUUGUGUAAUGAUUGUAUUAUAUCUUAAUAGAUAAGUAAAAUACAUUUUUUAAAUUAUUUUUUAU